Messenger RNA from Striga hermonthica, 777 nucleotides. NCBI's taxonomy places the organism in Eukaryota, Viridiplantae, Streptophyta, Magnoliopsida, Lamiales, Orobanchaceae. The record is from the annotation of a GenBank genome assembly.
AUGGCUCCGAAGAAGGUCGUUAGGGCGCCGGCGGCCGCCAAGAAGAAGGCGGAGAAGGUUGUGAAUCCUCUGUUCGAGAAAAGGCCGAAGCAGUUCGGCAUUGGAGGCGCCUUGCCGCCGAAGAAAGAUCUCCACAGGUUUGUGAAAUGGCCGCAGGUUGUGAGGAUCCAGAGGAAGAAGAUGAUCCUGAAGCAGCGUUUGAAGGUGCCCCCGACAAUUCAUCAGUUCUCUAAAACCCUCGACAAGAAUUUGGCGACCAGCCUUUUCAAGAUGCUACUCAAGUAUAGGCCUGAGGACAGGGCUCAGAAGAAAGAGCGUCUCUUGAAAAGAGCUCAAGCUGAAGCUGAAGGAAAAACCCCAGAAUUGAAGAAGCCUAUUGUGGUGAAGUAUGGCCUUAACCAUGUCACUUAUCUCAUUGAGCAGAACAAAGCUCAGUUGGUGGUUAUUGCCCAUGAUGUUGAUCCAAUCGAGUUGGUCGUCUGGCUCCCAGCUCUGUGCAGAAAGAUGGAGAUCCCAUACUGUAUUGUGAAGGGCAAAGCUAGGCUGGGCACUAUUGUCCACAAGAAGACUGCCUCUGUUUUAUGCUUGACCUCGGUAAAAAAUGAAGAUAAAUUGGAGUUCAGCAAGAUUUUGGAGGCCAUCAAGGCCAAUUUCAACGAUAAGUAUGAUGAGUUGCGUAAGAAAUGGGGCGGUGGUGUUAUGGGGUCUAAGUCUCAGGCCAAAACAAAAGCAAAGGAGAGGCUUCUCGCAAAGGAGGCUGCACAAAGGAUGACUUGA